ACAAUAAUUUAAUAAUUAUCCAGUAUAAAUGUAGGCUAUGCCACUAUGUGGAUGAAUUAUUCUACUAUUAAUUUGUCUAUUAGUUAUCUGCAAACGUUUGUAUGCUUUUUGGACUACUAUGCCCACAACCUCUUGCGCCAAAGAAAAGGAGGAGGGGUUUGCGAUAUACGAGGGGUUGCGGAAAUAAACGAGUCGGGAUUCGUUUCUGAAAAUGCUACGAUUAUCGUCGACUUGAACGUGAUUAAACCGCCUAUCCAAAUGAGCAGGGAAAACUUCAGGGGCAACGGUUGAAAUCUACGUGAUAUACAUUUGUAAAUAUGGAUUUUAUUAAAGUGGAGAUUGUGGACAUUAGUGAUCCAGAAACAUGGAGAAUAACGAAUGAACAUGCUGAGGAACAAAGAGACCUGAUGGAAGUGAAGGAGGAACGUCAAGAACUGAAUGAUGUGGAGGAUGAACAUCAGUAUCAAAAACCUUAUAAUAUCACUACUGGAGAAAAAUAUUUUAGUUGCUCACAGACUGACAAGAAUGCUUCUGAAAAAAUGACAAAAAUGGGAACCAAAAAUUCUUUCACCUGCCCUCAGUGUGGCAAGAAUUUCACACAUAAAGGAAACUUCAAUGAUCAUGUAAGAAUUCACACUGGAGAGAAGCCUUACACAUGCUCUCAGUGUGGGAAGAGUUUCACAUGUAGAGGACACCUGAAGACUCACAUGAGAGUUCACACUGGAGAGAGGCCUUUCACAUGCCUUCAAUGUGGAAAGAGUUUCACAUAUAAAGGACACCUUAAGGAUCACAUCAGAACACAUACUGGAGAGAAGCCUUUCUCAUGCGAUCUGUGUGGAAAGGGUUUCAUACAAAAAGGACACCUUAAGGAUCACAUAAGAAUUCACACUGCAGAUAAGCCUUACACAUGUGAUCAGUGUGGAAAGAGUUUUGCACAGAAAGGAAACCUGAAGAUUCACAUGCGAACUCACUCUGGAGAGAGGCCUUACACGUGCCUUCAGUGUGGCAAGAGAUUCACAAAUCAUGGAAACCUAUUAAGUCAUAUGAAAAUUCAUUUGGUUGAAGAAAUACACACCUGUUCUCAGUGUGGCAAGAGUUUCACUGGGGCAGCACAUCUCAAAAAGCACCUCCUUUAUCAUUCAGAAGAAAAGCCAUUUAACUGUGAACAGUGCGGUCAAACCUUUAUUUUUGCAUCACUCUUAAAAAGACAUCUGAGAACUCAUGCAAAUGAGAGGCCCUAUGUGUGCUCUUUUUGUGGCAAAUGUUUUCUAUGGCUCCACAAUUUAAAAGACCAUCAUAAAAUACAUGCCGGUGUGAAAGCUCACGUGUGCUUUGAGUGUGGGAAAGCCUUUACCAGAUCCAGUUAUUUGGAACAACAUCAAAACAUCCACACUGGAAUAUCACCUUACAAGUGUUCACAUUGUGGAAAGAGUUUCAAACUCCCAGGAUCCCUGAAAGCACAUGUUGUAAGAGUGCACACUGGAGAGAAACCGUACCCCUGCCUGACAUGUGGGAAGAGUUUCAGCCAUUCAGGACACCUGAAAGCACAUUUAAGAGUGCACACUGGAGAAAAGCCAUACCACUGUGCUUCAUGUGGAAAGAGUUUCAGCCAAUCAAGUUAUUUACUGACUCAUAAAAGAAAGCAUUGUCGGUAUCACAGUGAGCAAAGUUCAUCUUCAGGUCCAACACUCUCAUGUAAAUAGUGUCAUCAGGGUACCCAAACUGUAAAAUACUUGGCAAGGUCCAUUGUUCUCAAUCUACUGUUUAUCUGAUAUAUAAAAAGUUUUCCAAAAUACUACUGCAAUUUGGAGAAUUCUCAACAUCAAAACUAUUGCUCACAGUCACCAGUUUUCUGGUCAGAUCUUUGGAUUGCUGUUUUCAAUAAACUGAUGCAUCUGGGUUACAAACCCGUCUGUUGAGCCCAUUUCAUUGCAAACCAAACCUGACCUGAUGUUAUUUAUGUGUUGAUGCAUGUGGGGAGGCUGCCAAGUUUUGGGCCACGUCCACACUGAUACGUUUUCAUUUGAAAACGCAUCUUUUUCUCUAAGUUUUGGCCUUCCGUCCACACUUCACGUUGUAGUGUGGACUGGGAAACGGAGAUAUCUGAAAAUGAUGACGUAUUUGUUGUCAUGUGACGCAGUCAUGUGAUCCAUUCAACCAAAGCAAUCAAGAUGGCGGCAUGUGUUGUAGCGUUGUUGUUUAGCCUGAUUUUCACUUUGAUAGUGUUGUUAAAGAUAAAUGUUACUUUGUACAACAUACCCAUUGCAUUCCUUCAAAAGCGAUGGGAAGUUUACUCGGAAUUGGUGUCUGGCAACAGAACACCAGGACAAAUGCGUUUCAGAUUGUGAAAGCAGCGGCAAUAUUUUUGCAUGCACAGUAAGGGGCUUUAAGUGUUUUCAUAUGUUUCAGUGUGGAUGAGCAACUUUUGGAAAACGCUUGAAAAUGCCAGUGUGGAUUGAGAUCAUUUCAAAAACAAAAAUGUAUUGGGAUUAAUGUAUAUGUAGCCACAAUGGUGUACUGCUUUUAUGGAUUUAAAGAUAUCAAUAUUUGUAAAAUUGCAUGACCACCUUAUGUACUGUAGAGGUGUAAUAUUAAAUCACUGUCUUGCACAUAUUUAUAUUGAAGAGAUGUUGAUAACAUGGGAAUGGGAGGUGACCAUAAAUCACUGGGUAUCUAACCCUGUUCCUGUUGGGCUACCUUCCUGCAGAGUUUAGCUCCAAUCAGUGCGCAAAGUGGUUCUGUAUGCUGUAUGCCGGUAUGCUGUACUGGCAAUAAUGUGCAAAUGAUGUAACCACAUCGCAUUCGAGGUGUAAACACUAAUCCGUCCCGUAUGCAUCCCGGACAACACUGAAGCACCACCCCUCACCUGUCAAUCAACUGCUGUGCUAAAACAAAACAAGACACACAAUAUACAGUUUAUAUACGAUAUAAGGUACUUUUGCUGCAUGGUUUGUGAAGAGCAAUUAAUAAACCAGUAACAGCUCCAUGAUAGGGUUGCAGUUCUGUACAGUUGUUUUAACAAAAUUAAAAUAAAAAACAUGUUGCUCAUUUGGUACAUGUGUGCGAUUCUACUGACUGUAUCCAUGUCAAAGGAGAGGCUAUAGUAGGCAAUAUGAAGAGGGCGUAAUGAGGGCGUUGCCAUUUGAUUACCUUGAUUUGUACUGUACGGCACUAUUAUAGUCCAUCCAGUCCUCCAAUCCAAUUUCUUCCAUUUUGGUCUUAAUUUAAUUGAUCAGCACAGAAACCAUAACACUCAUAGGAUAGACAGUAUAUAACAUAAUGUCUUUCAAUAAAUACUGUCUUAAUAAUUAUAUUAAUGAAUUAAUAUAAUUGUCUUAUAUUAUUUAAGUAUUUCACGUAUACAAUUUGCCAAGUGAGCUAAUUUCAGGAAUGUAACAGAAUGUCUCCCUGACCAUUCAGAUAGCGCUUUCAUUGUCAAAAUAUAUUAGUCUAUAUUAGUCAUCCUAAACAUACUUUUUGGAGUGCAUUUCUCUGUCUCCAAAAGGUGAAUGAAAUGGCGAUAUCCAUGGGGCGGACGGGGACUAAAAAGUGGCCCUGGACUUUCUGAUCCAGAGCAGGUAUCUCAGUGGUAAAAAUGCUGGCUACCACCCCUGGAGUUUGAAUCUUAGGGCUUGCUGAGUGACUCCAGUCGGGUCUCCUAAGCAACCAAAUUAGCCUGGUUGCUAGGGAGGGUAGUGUUACGAUUCCCUGUUGUCUGCCCCGCGUUUCACGUCACUGUCAUGCACUACAUUUCCCAUAGUUCCCUGCCCUCACCACUGCCAGCAUUCACUCAUUGUUUUCACCUGAUUGUCGUUUGUGAUCAUCCUGUGUCUGUUUGUUCUCCACUCCUUGUCGAUCGUUGUACGUUGAUGAAUGUUUCUCACGUCUUUACUGUUUCGCUGUUUUUGAUGUUCCCAUGUUUACUCCGUUUCCCUUCCAGCUGUGUUCAUCCUGCCGUGUUUUCCCAGUUCCGUGUUCCUCCGAUGUGUUCGUGUUUUAGUUUCAGUUUUCCCCCGUGGAUGUUUCUUUUGUUCCUGCUUGUUAUUUUCACUUUGAUUUAAAAUAAAGAACCCGCAUUUAGAUCCCACUCCUUGUCUGCCCUCGUCUGCAUCAUAACAGGUAGAGUCACACAGUGUAAAAAAAAAAAUGCUAUUUGUAGGAAUAAAAUCUUGAAAGACUUUGUUUUCAAUCUGUAAAGACAUUUCCCCAAUUUGACCGGUCUCCUGUGUAAUCCCCCUACCCAAAUAUUGGAAAAUGAAAGUGGUUUGGUCCUCAAGUCCGCAGUCGCUGCAAACUGAUUACACCACAUGUAGGUCAUAAAUGAUGGCGUAAUCAGACUUAAAAUGAGCAAUGAGUCAAGUCAUUAUUAUUUGUAUAGCACCUUUCACAACACACAUCGUUUCAAAGCAGCUUUACAGAAGAUCAGCAUUAACAGACGAUAAAACUGUAAUGUCUAUAAUGUCGAUGAAUCAUCAUUGUGUAAUUAGAUAAAAUACGAUUGUUAAUCGUGUUUAAAAAUAAAUAAUUAAAUAAUAAUUUUAUUUAUAACCCCAGUGAGCAAGCUGAAAGUGACUGUGGCAAGGAACACAAAACUCCAUAAGAUGUGGAUUAAUGGAGAACUAAAGCAGCCUAAUUGUGGGUUGGAGGAUAAAUUAGGUGUAUGCCUGGCUAAAUAGAUGAGUCUUUAGUAUAGACUUAAACUGAGAGAGUGUGUCUGCAUCUCGAACAGUGUUUGGGAGACUAUUCCAUAGUUUAGGAGCCAAAUAUGAAAAGGAUCUACCUCCGUUUUUGGUUUUGGUAUUCUAGAAAAU
This is a messenger RNA of Xyrauchen texanus (razorback sucker), 4811 nucleotides long. Its product is annotated as gastrula zinc finger protein XlCGF57.1-like. The record is from RefSeq and is a predicted model, not a curated record. Gene Ontology annotation, biological process: regulation of DNA-templated transcription. Gene Ontology annotation, molecular function: DNA-binding transcription factor activity, RNA polymerase II-specific; RNA polymerase II cis-regulatory region sequence-specific DNA binding. The transcript has 2 exons. Lineage: Eukaryota; Metazoa; Chordata; Actinopteri; Cypriniformes; Catostomidae. The coding region runs from base 318 to 1703 and encodes 461 amino acids.